AUGUCAAAAGUAUUUAGGACAAUAAGAAUAAAACCUCUCUCCAGCUUAAUCAAGCGUUAUCGAAGCCAGAUUCAAAGCAAUUCCGACGAUUGGAAAAUCAAGUUUAAGAAAUUUAUGUUCAAUUCGUCUGGAUUUAAUAAAUACGGACUUUAUAUGCAUGAUUUGUUCGAUGACAAGGAACCAGUGAUAGGAGAGGCAUUGCGUCGACAACCAAAAGAGCUGCUGGAUGGGAGAAAUUUCCGAUGUAUGCGGGCAUCUCAAUUGGACUUCCUGAAGAUACAUCUGCCGAAAGAAAAAUGGAUCACAUAUGAACAGGAUAUAGAAUAUCGAUACUUGGAUCCAUUUAUAGAAGAAAUCAUGGCAGAGAGAAUGGAAAUUUAUAAAUUUGGCUGCACUAAUUAUUCUGAUAUAGAUUGGCCUUAUUUUGAAAUAAAAUAG
Frieseomelitta varia is the source of this 438-nucleotide messenger RNA. RefSeq names its product cytochrome b-c1 complex subunit 7-like. The record is from RefSeq and is a predicted model, not a curated record. The transcript is spliced from 2 exons. Lineage: Eukaryota; Metazoa; Arthropoda; Insecta; Hymenoptera; Apidae. Gene Ontology annotation, biological process: mitochondrial electron transport, ubiquinol to cytochrome c. The coding region runs from base 1 to 438 and encodes 145 amino acids.